Messenger RNA from Anopheles coustani, 4350 nucleotides. RefSeq lists its product as uncharacterized. The transcript has 3 exons. Lineage: Eukaryota; Metazoa; Arthropoda; Insecta; Diptera; Culicidae. The record is from RefSeq and is a predicted model, not a curated record. Bases 500 to 3841 code for a protein of 1113 amino acids.
UAGGAAAUUCAUCACAACAUCGAUCUUGCUUCGGAUUCGCAAAAUCUUCAUCCGGACGAUUCACUGAUUAUUUGCCAAAGAUGAAUCAACAGUGCUUAGUAGAAGUAGAAGAAACAAAGCUGUUCAAUAAGCAAUCACAAGUCGCUUGAAUUGCGUCGAUACGUUACCCAUUUGUGUGAAAGUGAUUCGUGUGUUAUUCGCCGUUGAUAAAAUCCCUAGGUAAAGCUUUUUCAUCCUCCCGACAGUAGCUGCUGAGCUUACUCGGUUGGAAAGCUGUUUCGCGCAUGCAACACGUUGCCUACUUUUCUUGGCAGAUAGACAAGGAAUCGGACACGGAUAAUUAGAAAUCAUGGGGCAUUGCAGAGGCGUGAUAAUGUGCGUUGCUUUGGAGGAGCAUUCGUAGUCUGGUUCCAGCGGUGUUAUCACGCCCGACACUGAUCUGCAUAACGCAAGUAUCAAGACAAUUGGGCUCGGCUAGAAUUCAAGUUAUCUUGCAAACAUGGCAAACGAUUCAAGACACAUUAUAAUCACAACACCGAGUAGUGGUACGAGUGUUGUGCCAAGGUUACGACCAAAACCGGCCCAGCCAACAUCAACCACGCCUUCAAUGGGACUCACGCUGGGCACGAUACCGUUGAAUCCAUCCCCAAAAAACGUUAUCUCACCUAUUCCCGCUGCAACCAUGGAGUCGGAUAAGUUCGUGGCCAACUUCAAUGAUAAAUUUCUGGGAACGUCAAUGCCUCGAUUCAGUCCGAUUUCCAUGGAAGGAGACUUAGCAUCCUUCAAAAUCAUAACAACGUCUAAUGCGGUGUCACCGGCCACACUCUUGUCCCCCUUCGAGCAGGAAUCCAUGUCAACCUCAACGACUGUAUCCGUUCGCCCCCGACCAACAGCUCUGGCCCAUGCGCAACAACAAAUAUUAAGCAACUCCAACAGUGAAAAAUCGCUCGUAUCCCCUUUGUCGGGUUCGUUCACUUGGAAUCCCUUCGGGGAUCCGUCACCUUUCAGCCCAAUUUCGACACUGACCGAGGACCAGCUGUUCGGAGCAGAAUUCGAUAAGUUGCGUCUAGAAGGCAGCCAAACCUCGAUCGUAACUUCCCCGGAGGAAAUGAAAUCCGAUCGAUCUAUUUCCUAUUGGGGUGGCCCACAAAGAAAGUCGCUAACACAGGCUCUCUCUACGGGCAUGAUUGCUUCAAGCGGUGGAGUACAGAAUGGCAGAGAGCUGCCAAAGCUCGAAGAGGACCCGUUUGGUUCCGCUCCCUUCACCCUCCCGAAGCGAUUCAAGCAAAAAAGCAGCUCAUCCAAGCUCGCCUCGAAGCUAAGCGAUCGCUGGCGACACGCCGUUGGAAGUGGGCAAGCAGGCAAGGAAAGUCUAAUUGAUAACACUCCAACCGAAAAUGGUGGAAAUGACAUUGAUAAAAGGCCAGGCAGUUGCACGCGUACGGAAAUGUUGGUAUUGGAAAAAUCCGGCUUAAUCGGUGGUGGACAAAAGAACCUAAUGCUAGAUGAUCUCAUCAACAGUGGCGAAAAAGCUUCACCGAGUUUCAUCAAGUUGCCAUUAGAUGAUCGCAAUAAGUACGAGAAACUGAACUCAAACGGUAUAACCUCAGAUGAUAGUGACUCAGAGUUUUAUCCCGAGACAAUGGGAACCACCGUUGGCUUUGGAAGUGGACCGGACAAUAUCGCAAUACCCGGUAGUGUUGGUGGUGGCAUGGGUGGUCCUAAAAAGCACAGUUUCAAACACUUUGUUGAAAGUAAUAUCCCCGAGAAGCUGCAAGCUGUUUACCACAAAGUCGACAAGAGCCAAAUAAAACAUGUGCACAUUGUAAAGAAGCUGCGAAAUAAAGUAGUGGCGCAUGGUGGCAAAGAAUCUGUACCGUCGGGCAUCGGUACUACGAAAGUCACUAAGGGACGUCGUAAAGGAAAAAGAAACGGUGAUCCACAAGAUAACAUAAAUACACCCGAAGGCGGAAAUGCUUCGGAUGAUGAUUCAAUCGGUUCGGCCUCGGAUCUUCGAGCCAACGAUGAUUUUCCCGAGAGCGAGGAAAUCGACCCAAAGGCACCGCCAAAUAGUUCAGUUAGAAAACGAGCUUCUUUCAACCGAGCGUCAUUUGGUGGUGAAGGAAGCGUGGAUGAUUGCAUCAGCGAAAGCAUAAAAACGUGCGGUUCAAGUGCCUACCACGCUGAAUGUGAAAGUGUGACGACCAACGAGGACAACACCAGCCGAAUAGUGACGCGCGUACGCGUGAAAAAACGGGAGCGUCUCGAUUCGAAGCACAGCGUGAUCGACGAAGACGACUCGGCCGAAGAAGACAUGAUUCAGGGAGAAAAACCGCUUCUGCUGGACGAUGAACUUGAUUACGAAUCCGCGGUGGAAAAUAAUACCAGCGGCGAGGAGGUACUGAUGGAUCCAUUCACUCCCGAGGAUGAAGCUGUAAAAAACAAACCUCACUUAUGCCUUGAAGAUGACUCCGAAGGUGAUGCCGAAUUGGACCCUUUUGCUAUGGCACCUUUUCGUAAGCCGUUCGUAAAUAAGCGAAACAAUGUCGUUAAAUUUAUGCCCGGAGUACAUUCCAUUCCAGAACACCAUCCUACUAGUAGCGGCGUUAGUGGCAAACAUUCGAGCGACUUUAUGACAUCAACUCCGAUUAAAAAACAAGCUCCAGAACUGGCUCCACUGUCGUCGCAGUGUACCGACAUUUUCGAGCUGCCCGAAGAGCGCAUUAUGCCUCUUCGAGGAUCCCUCGAAACACCGCCCUUACGUGAAAAAUCUCCUAGUGUUUGUCAGUACAGUUUUGGCUCUGAACCAUUCCUUGCCACACCAUCAAUGGCACCUGCAUCCUCACCAGCUGCAGUAACAGAUCCAAUCGUAACAAUAACAUUACCUCCAAUUCAACAGCGACAUACACCGUUGAGUAAUGUCUCAACUAGCCAACCACAUAAAACCUCCUUCUCAGUACAGACUACUCAUGAUUCUUUAAUUUCCAAUCGUUUACCAUACGACGUUGACGCCGUUACUUUAACGCACAUUAUUCCUCAUAACACUUGCCCUGCAAUUUCUAGUACCAUACCUGUACUACCAACACCCGCAGCGUCCUCUCCGUCUUCAUCUCUGGCAUUGGGAACCAACAGUAGCCAACAAGUCUUUGCCGGGAGCCAACAGCACUACAGUCCGCAUGUAUUAGCAGGGCAACAAGAACUAUCCGCGCGACGAAAUUAUAUCAACUUUAGUCAAAUUCCGUCGCAUAGCAUGGCAUGCAUUACGCCCGACAACAAUUAUGUAAAUUUCUGUCCGAAAGAAGAAGAUGACGAUGUGCGUAAGCUUAAAUCGGAUGAAUAUGAUGAUAACAGCAGUGACACGAUGGCAAAGGUUUCUUCAAAAGGCUUCCUUACCAAAAAGCAGAAAGUAAAGUACAAUCAUCUGCACGAAAAGAGCACCAGCAGUGGCGGUGGCCCCAAUCAUGGCAGAGACGAGACUGUUUCCAGCACGCUUGGACAAAAAGUUAAAGCCAACGUUAGUGGAUAUCGUAAAGUGGUGUCGGAGGUAACAAGUAACGGCAAAGGUAAAAAGGAGGAGUCAUUUUCGAAGCAAUCGAAAGGAUGCUCCAAAUCAAGCUCCAAAACUAUGGGUUUCAGUAAUAUGAGUUUCGAGGACUUUCCUUCGGACGAGCUGGCCGAUGAAGCGGGUUCUGCAGAUGGAACCCGUUUGACCACGGGAACAGGCGGGAGCGGCAAGUUGUUGAAAAUGGCCCCAUUCGAGGUGAUUCGCAACGAAAAAAUGCUUCAAGAGGCGGAAAAAAAGUUUGGUUCGUUGAAACGACGCAGCAACCCGUUUUCCUGAUUGUACGCUGAGGCGUACAAGAAACGAAAGUGAGAAUAAUCAAGCAGCUCAAAGUAAACGAUCUUUCGGGGAUCGCAUCGCUUUACCAAGUAGCGACUUUAAAAACUUCUGUUAUCAUGCUAGGCAGCCAAUGUGUUUAUUUAUUUGAUUGUAUAAUCAAUAUUUGUUUUAUCGUAUGUUUUAUAUUCGUUUCAAUUAUAUUUCUUUCCCAUAAAUGAUAUCAUUACGACAAGCUGGCAGGCUCGUAGAAUGUAAGCUAUUAGACCUGUUACAAUAAUAAUUUAUAGCUCCGUUAAAGUAUUGAACGAAAAAUUCUGUACGAAGUAAAAGUAAUGCGUAGUUCUUCAAAAGAAAGUAUCAUGUUUACUGAACCAAGAGACUGGAUGGCUUCAUAUUGUUGAGUGAUCUUGAGCACUUAGAGUAUAAAGUGCAUAAACAUACACUUUGUAUUAGGUUGUACAAUUCCUGCUAGUUUUAUGUUUAAGAAUAAAAACAUAUUCUAUUGCUUA